Schistocerca serialis cubense is the source of this 465-nucleotide messenger RNA. RefSeq lists its product as uncharacterized. The transcript has a single exon. The coding region runs from base 1 to 465 and encodes 154 amino acids. Lineage: Eukaryota; Metazoa; Arthropoda; Insecta; Orthoptera; Acrididae. The record is from RefSeq and is a predicted model, not a curated record.
AUGACUUCGAUAGAAAUGCGAUACGAAGGAAAGUACACGAUUUUUUUUCGUAACGAAUUACCAACAAUGAACAAAGUGCUUACAGUCGUGAACGAAGAUGCAGAUCUGAGAAAAUUUCGGAGAGCUACAUUUUAUAAGUUAUUGAGAGAAAUGAAUUUCAAAUAUGUCCGGCGUGGGGGCGAUAGCUUGCUAAUAGACAGGGAUGACAUCAUUUUAUGGAGACGGCGUAAUCUUCGAGCCAUUAAACGGUUGAGAGAUGAAGGCAGACCCAUUUACUAUUUGGAAGAGACGUGGGUGAACGCACGACAUACCCGAAGUUACGUCUGGGUAGAUGACACUAUAAAUUCCUCAAAACAAGCGUUUCUGUCCGGAUUAUCCACCGGAAGCAAGGAACCAUCAGGUAAAGGGAAACGUCUGAUUAUCGCAUACAUUGGCAGCAAACCAGGGUUCGCUGAAGGAUGUUAG